Molecule: messenger RNA, 2181 nt
Organism: Episyrphus balteatus (marmalade hoverfly)
Lineage: Eukaryota; Metazoa; Arthropoda; Insecta; Diptera; Syrphidae
Product: thiamine transporter 1-like
Exons: 10
Coding region: 685-2121 (478 amino acids)
Biological process (GO): vitamin transport; transmembrane transport
Cellular component (GO): plasma membrane
Molecular function (GO): vitamin transmembrane transporter activity
Source: RefSeq, a predicted model, not a curated record
UUGUUUUCAUUUUUUUAUUAUUAGAGUAGCUCAUUGGCUUCGGUACUACACCGUCAUACCGGCAUACUGAUCGAACCGGUACGGUCGCUUCUUGAAAUUUUGUUGAUUUCAAUUCCGACCCAUGCCGAGAAAAAGACGUGAGUGAAAAAGAGACAGCUCCUUUUAGUUGAGUGAUCGUGGUUUUUUAUAAAUAAAAUAAAUAAAAAUAAAUUCAUAUGGAUCUGUGAUAUCCAUGAUUAUUGUCAAACUUUGUCUACCACAAGUUGUUGUAGUUUUUUUUGGCUUAAAAUUUUUAUUUUAGUCAAAAUGAUUUAUUGAUAUAAAUUUAUGAGUAAAAGUGCAUGAAAAGAGUGCAAUUUAAUUAAUUGAAGUGACGUAAGAGAGUGACAAGUGUAUUUUGAUAACAACAAACUUUUCUGUCAAAUUGAAAGUGUUAAGAAAUUCAAUUGAGCUAAUCACCUGGAGGGGAAAGACUUUUGAGAAAAUGAAGUAAAGCAGCACCAACAUUUCAACACCCAAAAAGUUAGCAGAAUGCGCUGAAAGGAAAAUUCAAAAUUCAACACUUUAUUAGGAUAAUUUCUUGUAUCCAAUAUAUCAAAUUGGAUCUCCAUAAGGACGACGAAGGAAAAAAAAUAUUACAUUUUCAUCGACAAAAACCCCAACAAAAAGACGACCGACACCAAAAUGAAGUCCUGGCUUAAGAUAUCCAUGCUCCUUUGUAGCUUUGGCUUCCUUCGGGAGCUACGACCGUCCGAUUCUUUUGCCACAGAAUUUCUAUCGGGUGAAUGGCACGAAAUAACGUCCGAGCAAGUGAACAAGGAGUUAUAUCCUUUGGGGAUUUAUAUGAAUCUAGGAUGGUUGGUCAUUAUACUUCUAGUCACAGACAUGCUAAGAUACAAACCGAUAAUAAUCACUUCAGCAUGUGCGGGGAUAAUUCUAUGGAGCAUCCUUUUGUGGACCGAAUCACUUUGGGAAUUGCAGGUUGGACAAUUUUUCUAUGGACUUUAUAUGGCAAGUGAAGUUGCUUAUUACACAUAUAUUUAUGCAAAAGUCGACAAGGAUCAUUAUCAAAAAGUUACUGGAAAUACUCGGGCAGCAAUGUUGGCUGGCAAAUUUUUAGCUGGUGUUAUAGCACAAGUUUUACUUUCAGCCGAAGUUAUGAAUUAUAGAGAUUUAAAUUUUCUUAGUCUUGGAACUCAAAUAAUAUCCCUCUUCAUUGGCAUUGGGCUACCAUCAGUAAAGAAAAGUAUCUACUUUUACACUAGCAGUGAAAACUUGAAGCAACAAUCUGUGCAACACCAUAAUUCUCAGCAGCAGCAAAUACAACUUGAAUCGGCUUUAACCACAAAUUUACCAAAAGACCAACAACAACAACAACAACCGACAACAGCAGUCCAACCACAGCAGACAACAACGAAUGGAAUUGAGUUGAACACCUCGGGCCACAAAAUAAUUGCUACAAAUGAAAAUGAGAAACCAAAGUUUUCGUGGCAGAAUGCGACACGUUUAUUGGGAAUGCACGUUAUUAGCGCCUAUUCAAAGCCAGUCGUUGUGGAAUGGAGCAUUUGGUGGGCUUUGGCCACAUGCGGACAAUUGCAGGUUGUCUCAUACGUACAAUUCCUAUGGAAAGAGAUUGAUGACAACCAUCAAAGUGCUUAUAAUGGAGCCACUGACGCAAUUGCCACUCUACUUGGUGCGGUUGGAGCUCUUGCUGCCGGAUUUUUCAACAGUCAUCGCUAUCAAAGAUGGAAUUUGUGGAUUUUGACAAUUUGUUCCUUGUUCAUGGGUGGUCUCCUUCUAUGGGCUGCCACAACAAAUUUCGUGUGGGUGGCGUAUGUCAUUCACAUUGUCUUCUAUACAGUGUAUUUUUUCGUUGUGACAAAAGCAAGCGCCAUAGUUGCUGAAAACAUUGUCGAGGACAGUUUUGGAUUAAUAUUUGGCAUCAAUACGCUCGUAGCACUGGGAGCGCAGUCCAUUUUCACUUUGAUAGUAAUUACGGAGAGUGGUUUUAGUUUGCAGCCCCGAGGGCAGUUCCUAACAUUUGGUGGUUACUUUGUUGUUCUUUCAGCUUUAUAUUGUCUAGCUGGAAUAGUAAAAUACUUUAAAGGCAAUUCACAAUGAAUUAAGUAUAAAGUCAUGUUCAUUUCUUUUUUUGUAACUCUUGUUUUUUUUUUAUAAUUU